Molecule: messenger RNA, 975 nt
Organism: Aureobasidium namibiae CBS 147.97
Lineage: Eukaryota; Fungi; Ascomycota; Dothideomycetes; Dothideales; Saccotheciaceae
Exons: 4
Coding region: 1-975 (324 amino acids)
Source: RefSeq, a predicted model, not a curated record
AUGGGUCUCAUCGAGAAGCCUAGCGAUCCUCACGGAUUGACGCUCGAGGCAUGGGCUCAGGGCCUGAUGUUUGGCAGUCUUAUGACCAUGGCAUGUAUCACAAUCGCAAACAUGCGAAAAAGAGUCGUCCUCCACCACCUCAUUCUCAUAGAGUUGAUAUUCGGUCUAUUCCAAGGAACGUUCAUCUUCCCCGAUCCACCGUACUACGGAUGGUAUGAGUCUGUGGGAGCUUUGUUUCUCAACAUCAGCUGGAGUCUACACAAUGUCAUCUCAUGGAUGAAGAACAAGCCCUUCUUGAGCCGAAAGAUGUCCAUGAUCUAUAUCGGCACUGUCAUAAUGGUCCAACCUUAUUGGGUAGCAGAGAUCGCUGCAAACUUUCUCUACUUCAACAACAUCAACCACAAGGUCUUUGAACAUCUCCGACCCUUCGAGGCAUUGUUCAGGGACCCAUGGUGGAUCUUCACAAUCUUGAAUCUUGUGUACAACAUCAAGAAAAGAUAUGACUUCGGCUUCAUCGAGCUCGUACGCAUAUCGCCACGUUUCGGUGUGCUUCUUGUUGUAAUGACUCUUUCGGUCCUGUUCCUCUUCGUCGAUAUCCUCAGCGUGACCCACGUCAUUCCAAGCAAAGGAUUACCCGACGGCAUCAACCCAUUCUGGAAGUUGUCUUUUAUCUUCAAAUGCAUGACCGAUACCGUCAUCCUCGACGACUUCAAGACAGCAUUGGACAAGAUGAAGGACUACAGGCUUAAGAGAGUGGCAAGUUAUGUGGACACAUACGACAAUGCCGAGAGAGGGUCCACAGAACCUAUCACUGUUCACACAACUGUCACGCAACAUGAGCAUUAUGAGAACAGGUCGAGGAAUCACGACGACAGCAGCAUGAAUGGCAAGGACUGGGCCACUCAUUCUCACAUCGAACUAGUCGAGCUCGAAGAAGUCACGCCGCCGCCGACAAUUCGUACACAGAUCGGUUGA